Messenger RNA from Drepanopeziza brunnea f. sp. 'multigermtubi' MB_m1, 1719 nucleotides. The record is from RefSeq and is a predicted model, not a curated record. NCBI's taxonomy places the organism in Eukaryota, Fungi, Ascomycota, Leotiomycetes, Helotiales, Drepanopezizaceae.
AUGAUCAACGCGAACGCGACUAUCCCCUAUCUAAUCGCCGAAGUCUCUUGGCCAAUUGCAGCUGUCCAACCCCACGCUGCACUUACACUCAAAUCUGGUAACUUUGAUGACCCCCCUGCCUCCGAUCCACACAGAGAGACGGCAGCCCGGAUAGUACGAGAGAUACUGGACAACACCCAGUCCUCGCACGAUAUCAGCCCUUCUGGCGAGCUAUUCAGGGCAAUAGAGCGUUUUCACGCCCGUAGAAGAGGAGAACAAGUUACGAUGGAGGAGCAGGAAGGGGAUAGGAGCAGGCGGCAACAUCAAGGAGAGGAGCAGCAAGAAGGCUCGCCUCUGUUCGUCAUGCCAUCCAAUCCAUCAGCCGAACUAACACCACGCCAAAGACCUGCAACGAGAAUAGCUGGAAUGACUGCGAGACGUGGCAGGUCUCGACUGGCAAUGAACGAAAGAAACGUGGAGAGGAAUAGAACCUUCGGGGAGAGCAGCGCAAGCAAUGGCCUUGCUGAUCUACAACAUGCUGGUAGGCAACUUGAGCAGGCUAGCUCUACAUUAAGAGCUCUUUUGGAUGAUCCUGUGCCCAAUAUUUCAUCUCCCUCCUUGGAACCUUCACAUCAACACCCAGGAGCCGACGCCGAACACAAUUGGAGGGCCAAACGCAGGAAAAUUGAAAACGAGAAAAUGGAAUCUGGGUUCAAAGGCUUCAGCUACGGGAGAUAUGGACAAGUGGAACCAGGAAAGCUCAAGAUGGAAAUCGUUAGCUGUGAUGGAGGAAUAUUUUCCGAGCAUGGAGGCAACUAUGCUGCCGAGAACGUCUUGAAAAACGACUCGACGGUUUACUGCACAAAGAGUAAUCGAUGUAAUCUGGUUCUUAGGCAUCAAGGAGGCACUGCCUUCUCUUUGAAAGAACUCAUCAUCAAGGCGCCCCACUCUGGUUACACAGCUCCUGUUCAGGAAGGAAUGGUCUUCAUCUCUAUGACGUCCGAUGAUCUUCUAACCCGCACAGCCCAAUAUCAGAUACAAUAUUCUCCAGCAAAGCCAAGGCGCUUGGGAACCCAACGGCCGAACGAGCUACCACCAGUCACUUCACUCCAACAUGAUGGUGAUGGCACCAUGACAACAGCUCAGGUCCGCGCACGUCGAUUGUACCACAUAGGUCUGGAAGACGAGGAAUGUGAUUACCGGACCGCACAAAUACCAUUCGAGUUCACAGAAAACGCACCCCCGUUCCAAGUAACAACAGAAUGCAGCGACACAGAGGACGACGAGCCUCCGGCUCAAUCAUCCCGGCAUCGCACACUUCACCGAGUGAUGAGUACCAUCCGAUUCGAGGAUCCCGACACCAGCGAAGAAGAUGUCGACACUGCGGCAGCGCAGUGGCAUGUAGACUAUAUUGCCGGCAUGGGUCGGGCACAUCGUCUCAGGCGCCGAGAAACAGCAAGCAACAUUACAUUGGCAGAAGCUGAAGAAGCAUCUCAAAUCGCCACCCAGGAAGCAGUCAGAGCCGUAGGAGGUGAGCUUAUGGCACCUCACGCCAGAUUCUUUAUCGAGAGGGAUAAGAGCAAAUGCACUGUCAAAUUCGAUCCGCCCGUCAGUGGACGGUUCAUUCUGUUGAAAAUGUGGAGCCCACAUCAUAGCUCAUCGAGCAAUAUCGAUAUACAGAGCGUGGUAGCAAAGGGGUUCGCGGGACCGAGGUUUUUCCCUGCUAUUACUAUGAGAUGA